AUGGACCGUGAUGAUGUCUUGCCGCCACCUGUGGAAGUCCUGGAGUCGUGUCGCAUCUUUGUCACAUCUUACUUCCAGCUAGGCUUCAUCCCAAAGACCAUCUUCCUAGAAAGCCUUAGAAAAGACCCAAACUCGGCGAGUAAAUUCCUUUUGGCAUGUAUCCUGUCCAUAUCUGCACGCUUCACACCUUCCUUAAUCCAGAGAUAUGGAACUCCUGCAAACGCCGCGAAUCACUUUAUGGAAGUUGCCGACGCUAUGGUUCCCACGGAGAUGUACCAGCCAUCUCUCGCCCGCAUCCAAGCUUUUUUCCUUCUAGCUAUAUCCCAGUGGGGAAAUGGGAGCCGCCAUAAAUCCAUGAUAGAUAUGGGGAUCGCUGUGAGGAUGUCUGCCAUUCUAAAACUUCACUGCGAGGAGACAUAUUACGUGGGCCCGAAUAGCACGUCGAAUCAGGUGAUCCGCUCUGAGAGUGCUCGGCGCGUCUUCUGGAUGAUACAGAGCCAGGAAAACCUCCAUGCCGGAUAUAACACUCCAACUCCGGUACCACUCGAGACCAUCACCACGCUGCUUCCCUGUAACGAGGUAGACUUUGCUUUUGGGACUAUACCCGUUGAACGAUCUGCCCUGCCAGGUACACCUCCUGCUCUCAUAGAUCCAAACCUUGUCUAUUCUCCAUCAAGAUGCCUGUUCGCAAGCUUAGUGCAGGUUCACGGUCUCUGGGGGCGCGUGGCCAGAAGGGCACGUCGGUCGGAUCAAAUCAUGUGCAGAGUCCCGCCAUGGGACAACCAGAGCGAGUUCCAGAAAUUAACCGCCGAAUUGAACAAUUGGGAGGCUACUCUACCCGCCAGGCAUACGUUUUCUUUGGCGAACUUGAGGGGUUGGAAGGGAGAGUCUCUACAAAUGGCAUAUCUAUCUGUUACCAUGGUCCUCCGUCUCUCCAACAUCGUCGUUCGUCGUAUUUACCUCGAGGAUAUGGUAGCUGAGCUCAGUCCAAAUGAUGGAAACGAACCUCUGGAGCCUCAGACGCCGACAAUGGGCAAUGCAAAUGACAGCCGAAGACCAUCUCUUAGCGGAAGUCCAUUUGCCGAGGGGGCACAACCUUACAUCGCCCCAACAUACGGGGGUUCACCUCCAGGGUUCUGGAAAAGCCUCUCGGAUACACUCUUCCAGGAUGUAUGGAGAAUCCACGAACAGAUAGACGCCUACUUCAAUAUGCGCUCCGCCAACGAGGGAUUCCCUCAGAUCCUCGUUUUCUGCGUGUACAUGUGUGGCUGUCUCAGCUCCCACCUGAUGCGAUAUCCUGCCCUCUGCCCAAGGAUCGCAGCGAACGGCCUAGCAGAGAGGAUGGCCGAAAAGUGUUUAGAAGUGCUUAAUGAGCUUUAUCUCUCCUGGCCAACGAGCUCGAAGUGGCAAAGGGGGCUGCAGCGCAUCGCCACUCCAGUGCAGAGUAAGAGCCCUGGCACAGAUGUCGACAUCCCCCAGCAGCACCCAUUCAACACGGCUCCUGAAACAUCGAAUAGUGAAGUGUAUAGGACGCCUGUGCCGCUUAUGUCACAAGCAUUUGCGCCGGAUCAUUUCCAGCAGCAAGGGCCGGGAGCUAGAUAUCAGACGUCGGUCCAGGACCCGAGGCCUGAUGCGAUGCUGGGUGAACUGUUUAACGCGCUUCCCCCGGGGAAUCAGCUGUCCAGGCUUGGCAAGGCAUCGACUCAUUUAAAUGCAAACGAACUUUUAGAAAUGGAGAUAGAGGCUUUCAUUUAG
Molecule: messenger RNA, 1755 nt
Organism: Clonostachys byssicola
Lineage: Eukaryota; Fungi; Ascomycota; Sordariomycetes; Hypocreales; Bionectriaceae
Source: the annotation of a GenBank genome assembly